Penicillium salamii is the source of this 1671-nucleotide messenger RNA. The record is from the annotation of a GenBank genome assembly. Lineage: Eukaryota; Fungi; Ascomycota; Eurotiomycetes; Eurotiales; Aspergillaceae.
AUGAGACAACCGUCAACUCACCUCUCGAGUUCCUCGAACACGCCAGCAAAGUGGGCGAUCAUGUCCCUGACUGAGAAGCCGACCGGGGGAUCUCAUCCCUCCAAAAUCCCGAGAUGGCGCAUCAUCUUCGACCCAGGCUGUGUUACUCAGUCGGUUAUCGACCAUGAAUACAAUGGCUCUGGUACGGAAGAAGAUCCAUACCAAGUCUCUUGGAUCGAGAACGAUCCGCGGAAUCCUAUGUUAUUCUCGCCGCUGUCCAGGUGGCUUAUUACGAUUCUUGUCGGAAUCGAGACUCUCUCUGUGGCUUUGGUUUCAUCUGCUUACUCGGGCAGUAUUGAGGAGAUUAUUGCUGAAUUUCAAGUGAGCGAAGAAGUCGCUCUGCUGGGAAUCUCGCUCUUCGUGUUGGGAUUCGCCGUGGGCCCCUUGCUUUGGGCGCCCGUGAGUGAGUUAUACGGACGUCGAUAUGUCCUCAUCGCAAGUGCAACAGGGCUGGUAGCCUUCACGGCAGCCACAACGGGGUCGAAGAAUAUCUGGACCUUGAUCAUCCUACGAUUCUUCGGAGGAUGUUUCGGCUCGGCACCGUUCGCUGUCUCGGGUGCUGUCAUCGCAGAUACAUUCCCUUCUAUUAUUCGAGGCCUGGCCAGUGGACUAUACUGUGCUGCGCCUUUCCUUGGCCCUAAUCUGGGUCCCAUUGUCGGGGGCUUCCUGUCAGAGGCCGCUGGCUGGCGAUGGGUCGAAGGCUUAGUCGCGUGUUUCUCAGCACUCUUUGCACUCGUAUGUCUCUUCGCUUUGCCAGAGACAUACGCGCCUGUACUACUAAACAAACGUGCGGCCCGACUCUCUUCUAUUACUGGCCAUGUCUAUCGGAGCAAAAUUGAGAUCGAGCAAGGUGUUAAGCACCCAGCGACAGUCUUCAAAAUUGCUAUUUGUCGGCCGUGGAUACUGCUUUUCCGUGAACCAAUUGUUCUCCUUUUAUCGAUCUAUCUUGCCAUCAUUUAUGGAAUCUUAUACCUAUUUUUCGCAGCCAUGCCUAUCGUCUUCGGCAAAGAACGCGGCUGGAGCGAAGGAAUGACCGGCCUGUCAUUUUUGGGCAUAUUAGUCGGAAUUCUUCUCUCGGGCGUCGCUACAUUUCCAAUGUACUACCGGUACAGACGAAGAGCCCUCUCAACCGUCGGAAGAGUACCCCCAGAAGCUCGAUUACUGGACACCUUCAUUGGCGCUAUCCUACUACCACUUGGCCUGUUCUGGUUCGCCUGGACCAACUCGCCUUCCAUCCAUUGGAUGGUCCCGAUCGCAGCUGGCGUUCCAUUUGGAUACGGCAUGAUCACCGUAUUCCUGCCAAUCCUCAACUAUCUCAUUGACGCGUACACUAUCUAUGCAGCUUCUGUACUGGCUGCUAAUGCCUCGCUGCGCUCCACAUUCGGCGCCGCCUUUCCACUGUUCACCACGCAGAUGUACAAGAAUCUCGGCAUUCAUUGGGCGUCUUCUGUCCCGGCGUUCUUGGCUCUUUUAUGUGUGCCUCUCCCGUUCUUGUUUUAUAGGUAUGGCGCUGGUAUCAGGAAGCGGUGUCACUAUGCCGCUGAAUCUGAUGCUGUUAUGGAGAGGUUAUACGGGAAACCUGCUGUGCCGAAUUCAAGCCCGAAGCCAGGAUCAACCGAUUCCUCGGAUUGA